Dromaius novaehollandiae (emu) is the source of this 5074-nucleotide messenger RNA. It is a transcript of the gene NPAS2, whose product is annotated as neuronal PAS domain protein 2. Gene Ontology annotation, cellular component: CLOCK-BMAL transcription complex; cytoplasm; nucleus. Gene Ontology annotation, molecular function: protein dimerization activity; DNA-binding transcription factor activity, RNA polymerase II-specific; E-box binding. Lineage: Eukaryota; Metazoa; Chordata; Aves; Casuariiformes; Dromaiidae. The record is from RefSeq and is a predicted model, not a curated record. The coding region runs from base 936 to 3779 and encodes 947 amino acids. The transcript has 22 exons. Gene Ontology annotation, biological process: circadian regulation of gene expression; regulation of transcription by RNA polymerase II.
GCCGGCGGGGAGCGGGCUCUAGCCAUAUGCAAAUGCCGGCACGCCGGGGUUUGCUCGAGGCGUUGCGAAACCAUCCUUGAUUUCGGGCUGGGUUUUGAUUGAGGAUUUUUUUUUCCCCUGCUUCCCAUUUCGUUCUCUUUCCAGCUUCUCCUUUUCUUGGAUCCUCGCCUGUCUCCUCCCACAGAACGAGUGCGAGAGAGAGAAAAAAAAAGGUCACGUAUGUUUGGAAAAAUAUGUAGGUCAGUGGAACAUUCCCUGCACUUGUGCAAACGGAGACGGGGAGGCAGAGCUCCUCUGCAGCCCUUUCGCUACCCACCUCCCCAGCCCGUCCCUCCCCGCAGCCCGCCGCUCUCCAAAGAGGGGAGGGGGCGCGUAGUCAGCGGGUUCCCUUUUCCCCCCUCCCUGACCCAUUUUGCACACAGGCUCCGGGUUUGGGCUCCCCCCCCACCCCUUCCUUCCCCGGGAGAGAGCGAGCGGCAGAGGAAGCCGGCGCGGGCGAGCGCGGUCCUUGCGCGCCGCCGCCGCCGCCAGCCCCGGGGCCGCGGCUCCCCACGGGCGCGGGGCGCCCCCCCCGCGCCACCGACCGAGGGCGCGGGGCGGCAGCCCGCCGGCGAGGAGGAGGAGGAGGAGGAGGACGGCGAUGAAGGACCCGCGGAGAGGAUGCCCCCGCCUCGCCCGAGGGGCUCCAACUUUGCGGACAACUAUCGGCCCCGCAGCCCCCGCGCCCGCCCUGCCCCUCCCGGCCGCGCAUUUAACUUAAUGCACCAGCGGGAGCCCGAGCCAGCAGCCCCCCCGGCCCCCGGCCUCCUCCCCCCCCCGCAGCAGCCCGGGCUCCCGGCGGCCUCCCGCUGCCGGCGGAGCCCCUGGCCCCGGCGCGCGUGGGUCCCGCGGCGCCCGGGCAGGCGGCAGCGCGGCAUGCGGCGGCCCCGCGCACCAUGAGACACGGCAGCGGCACCGGCGGCAGGCAGGCGGCGGCGGGCAGCGUCCCCGGCUCGGCGGCUGCGAGGAAGAGUUUGCCGGCUCCCGAGCCCGGCCUCCUGCGCGCCUGGAGCAGUGGCGGCCGCUGCCGCAGCGGCACCGGCAGGCACCGGAAAAGCGGCGGCAUCCAGCCCGGCACCGGCACCGGCACCGGCACCGGCGGCGCCCAGGUGGCCACCGCGGACAGCAGCAGCAGCGGCGGCGGCGGCUGGGGCUUCCCCGCCGCGCUCCCGCAGCACCGGCCCCCCAGAAAAAACUGCUUAGACAAUCUAAUGGAUGAAGAUGAGAAAGACAGGGCAAAGAGGGCUUCGCGUAACAAGUCUGAGAAAAAGAGACGCGACCAGUUCAAUGUUCUCAUCAAAGAGCUCAGCUCCAUGCUUCCAGGCAACACCCGCAAAAUGGACAAAACUACUGUGCUGGAAAAAGUCAUUGGCUUCCUGCAGAAACACAAUGCUGCCCAAGGCAGAGUAAAGGAGAAUGUGACUAUGCUCAGUUAUAAGGCCAAGCAAAGAACCAUCACACGGGAUUUGAAAGUCUCGGCACAGACAGAGAUUUCUGAAAUUCAGCAGGACUGGAAGCCUUCAUUUCUCAGCAAUGAAGAAUUCACCCAGCUGAUGUUGGAGGCAUUAGAUGGCUUCAUUAUAGCUGUAACCACAGGUGGAAGCAUCAUCUACGUGUCUGACAGCAUUACACCUCUUCUAGGGCAUUUACCGUGCGAUGUCUUGGAUCAGAAUUUGUUAAAUUUCCUCCCAGAACAAGAACACUCAGAAAUUUAUAAGAUGUUGUCUUCUUGUAUGCUUAUGACAGAUUCUGCCUCAUCGGAUUACCUAAAAACUGACAAUGAACUAGAGUUUUAUUGUCAUCUUCUGAGAGGAAGUUUGAACCCAAAGGAAUUUCCAACAUAUGAAUACAUAAAAUUUGUAGGAAAUUUUCGGUCUUACAGCAAUGUGCCUAACUCCACUUGCAACGGCUUUGAUGAUGCUGUUCCAAGGGCUUACAGAACAUCACCAGGAAAGCAGAUCUGCUUUGUUGCUACUGUUCGUUUGGCAACGCCUCAGUUUUUGAAGGAGAUGUGCAUAGUUGAAGAACCUUUAGAGGAAUUCACUUCAAGGCACAGUCUGGAAUGGAAAUUUUUAUUCCUGGAUCACAGGGCACCACCGAUUAUAGGAUACUUGCCUUUUGAAGUGCUGGGUACUUCUGGCUAUGACUAUUAUCAUAUAGAUGACCUAGAGCUGCUAGCAAGGUGCCAUGAACACUUGAUGCAGUUUGGCAAGGGGAAGUCUUGCUGCUACCGGUUUUUGACCAAAGGACAACAGUGGAUCUGGCUACAGACCCAUUACUACAUCACGUACCACCAGUGGAACUCCAAGCCGGAGUUCAUUGUGUGCACACACAUGGUAGUAAGUUAUGCAGAUGUUCGGGUGGAGAGGAGACAAGAGAUGGGCUUGGAAGAAGUGUCCUCAGAGGUUGUGUCCUCAGCACUAAAGGACAGUGGCUCUAGCUUGGAUCCUGAACAGCACUUUAAUGCACUCGAUAUUGGUGCCUCAAUCCUCAGUGCUAGUCGGACACCCUCAGUAUCGUCCAGGAGUUCCCCAAAAUCCUCCCACACACCGAAGUCAGACCCUGCAUCUACACCGACAAAGCUGAUUGCAGAGCCCAACGCUCCCUUGCAAAGAACUCCUAGCACGCAGCAGGAUUUGUCCGUGCAUAGACUCAGUCAGCCUACUGCUCUUCAGGCUUCUUUGCCUUCUCAGCCUUCAUGUGAGCUUCUCCCACAGCAGUUGCUGCCCCAAGCAACUUUGCCAAAUCAGCCUGCACCUCUGGCACAGUUCUCAGCACAGUUUAGUAUGUUCCAGACCAUCAAGGAUCAGCUCGAACAAAGAACCCGGAUCCUGCAGGCCAACAUUCGGUGGCAGCAAGAGGAACUCCAGAAAAUACAGGAGCAACUCUGCUUGGUCCAGGACUCCAGCGUACAGAUGUUUUUACAGCAGCCAACAGUGUCCCUGAGCUUUAGCAAUAUUCAACAGCCUGAGCCACAACAGCUACAGCAGAGGCCAGGGGUCAUUUCUCAGCAGCAGCUUGUUCCCAGUCCUCAACUUCAAGGGCAAAUUGCAUCUUCACAAACAGUGAACCAGCAAGCACUGAGAGAAGCCAGUGUGAUAUCAAGCCAGGCCCCCAAGGCAGCGAGGAGCGCGGAGCCGGCGCCGGGCGGCGGCCGCCCCCCCCGCAGCGCGCCCUUCGCCACCGCGGCGGCCCCUGGCGCCCUGCCGCGGGGCAGCACCCCCGGCCCCGCCGGCGCCUGCGGCCAUGACCAGCAGCUCAGACUGCUGCUCAGCCAGCCUAUUCAGCCAAUGAUGCCUGGGUCCUGUAACACAAGACACCCUUCAGACCUCAGCAUGGCCGGAUCCCAGGCGAAAUAUUCUCAAAACCAACAAAUGUUUCAAAGCCUGGAAGUGCAGACUUCCAGCAGCAGCUCUCCGAUCGUUCUGAUGGGACAAGCAGUGUUAAACCAAGGGUUCUCCACUACCCCUCCUUCCCAGCCAUCCUCUCUGCUACCUAUGCAACUCCAGCACCAACAGCAUCAGCAACAACACUACCUGCAGGUGCAAACAGCAAGUUCUUUGCACAAUGAGCAACCUGAUUCUUUGCUCCUGCCAUCCUACUCACCACAGCAAGGAAAUAUGGGGUAUCAUCAGACACAGCAGCAGCAGCAGCAGCAGCAGCAGCAGCAGCAGCAACUAACACCAAGAAGAAGCAAUAGCUUAUCGGAAUCAUCAAAUUUACCACAGCCACUGCGAUAGAGUCCCACCAAGCACAAUCAAUGCACGAUUAGCUUUAACCAAGGGGCACACGGGGCAGAGGAGAAUGACUCUGUACUUACUGUUUUGGCUUUUGCACAAGCAUUUGUUUCAAAGCUCCAUGACAGAAGUAGGCCACAGAGUGCAGACUGCCACAGACAGCGCUCAUUCAAGGCAUGCUGGGUUCAGUUUGCACUGUCUCGUGAGUACAGUAUGUACUGUCAGAGCAAAAUAAAAAGGAACACUAUCCUGUGCAAACUCCAGCAUCGAUGGGAGCACAGGAGGGAGAUCAAUCUUUGUGUGUCACUCUAAAAGUGACCUAGCAAUUCCAAAAGACUGUGCAUAGACACAUGAGGUACUUGGCCUUCACUGUUUCAGUUCUUCUUUUGUGUAUGAAAAGCACUGCGUCAAAGGUCUAUCGAGGAGAGAACAAAAGAUUAUUUUUAUUAUGAUUAUUGUUAUUAUUUUGCACAACUGCACAGAGGAUGAAACCCAGGCACUUUCUGUAAAGAGAAAUUUCCUUAUUCUUGUGGCCAAAUUAGCACAUCCAAUGGAGAAUGAAGCCCAGUCAUUGGUGAAGAUACUCUACAGCUCAUAACCCUUGAUUUAGAAUCUGAACAGUAUUAUGCAGCUUACCCUACCUGUUCAUCAUGACUAAAAACAAAAAAACACUGGACUGUUUUCUAUGUGAAUUGCAAUUGCAAAGGAGAACUCAAAUUAUAAGCACAAUCAUGCAACUCUCCAGUAAUACAACAUGGAUCCUUCUUCAAACUGAGUAACUCACCCACAGCAAGUCUCUGAGGAAUAUGCACUGUGUUUUGGCCCAUUGACUUGGGAUGCUGCAGACUAUUACAUAUCUCUUUCAUUAUAACAUUUAGGAUGAAUUUUCCUUUGGGGGGGAAAAAAGAAAUGCACUUUUCGCUUUUUUUGUAUGUUUUCUGUUGAUAUGUUUCUAAGAAAGAUUUUAUGUAAUUAUUAAAUAAAAAGUAGUGUAUUGUACAGCUGUUGUAAUAAUGACCUAUUUCUAUAUAAAAUAAAAUUAUAUGGAAUUAUGUGGAAAUUAUUUUGUAUAUGAAAUAUCAACUCAUUUCACAAGUAUAAAGACUGUGCUUGUGCUUUUUUGUGAGUGGAUAUUUUGUAAUAAACUAAUGAACUAGAAAUGUUUUUGUGGAGGGAACUACUGUUUCAUGCUAUAUACAAUUCAAAUUAUUAUUUUUUCCAUUUAAUGAUGGACAGUUGUCUUUAUUUGUAGAAUAAAAUAAAAUAGCUACAAGGCUUUAUUGCAGGACUUGCACACA